UCUCGCCACUUUUCUGGGUUGUCUCGCCGCUCUCGCGCGUCCCGAGACUCGGCGAGAUUUCUUACAACGGCGGGGCGACGAAGCUGCUUUCAAAAGAUUACUAGGAAACUCCACUAUUACUCGGAUUCCGGUGCAAUAUUGCUUCAGACAUCAAAAUGAAACGGAGCAGCAGGUUGUCGUCAAACUUUCCCUUGUCCCCCAGCAAGAGGCUGAGCAUUCUGGGCCCCGACAGCCCCAUCUCCAGGAGGCAGUCUAUGGCUGACACUUCCACAUUAAGUGAAAAUGUCUUCCUUGAUGUGCCAGAGAAUAAUGAUGAGCAAGAGAAGAAACAGAGACAGCUCAACCGCCUCCAGCAGCAGAUACAGUCCAAAACCUUCUCCCCUACAGCAGCCACUUCCGACCACCGCAAGUCUGUCAGCAUAGUGUCAGGACUCACCAACCAGCAGCUGACAGAACAUUAUUCAAAGUGCAUUCAACUCUCAACAGAAAAUAAAAUUAAUGUCAACAAUGCCUUCAAGCUUCAGCUCAUUGAUUACAUGUCGGAGAUGCUUCACAGAAGAGACUCAGAAAUGGAGAACUUUCAAGUUGCCAGCUGCACCCUGGAUGCCAGUGCCAAGAUCUAUGCCUAUCGGGUGGACAGCGUGCACACGGAUGCACUCAAGAUGGCCGGGGGACUGGGCCGCUCCAAGGGGGAGAAGAGCAAGGACGGGGGGGAGGAGAUGGAUUGUCAAGAUGAUGGUGAAAGGAAGGAAAAGAAGAAAAAAAAAAGGAAAAAGGUCAUCAUUGAGUCUAACAUGAAGAACAUUAAUGUAAAGGGAUUUGACUUGGAUUUUCAAGUUGACCCUCUGUUCAAGAAGAUGGCAGCUCAGUUUGAUGAGGGACGGUCAAAGUGUGGUCCCUUCCUUACAUCACUCCAGUUUCUGGAUGAUUCAUGUUCUCUUGUGUUGGAUUCUGAGACUGUGCUUCUCAACUCUGGGAAAGUGAAGGAGGAACAAGUCAAGAGUCCACUUGUGUCGGUGCCCUGCAUUGCAGAUAUGAAGGGGAAGACAUUGUGUCCAACCUUUGCACCAUUUGAGUUCACCUCAUGGAAGGUGGGCGAUGACGCCUCUUUCUGUGACCUGUCAAGGCUGUGGGCCAGCGGUGAUGAGGAGGAGGAUCCCGACACUGCAGAUGAGCACAAGUUUGAUGUGAAUGCAGUGCCAGAGCCAAUUUGUGAUGACAUGGAUUUUGAUAAUAACUACAAUGAUGAUGAUGGAAUAGGCGGCGAUGAGGGCGACACAGUGAUAACAGUGGGCCAGGGAGGGUGUCAGAAGAUGCCUCCACCACUCAUGGAGGCCAUCCACCUCAAGGAUCACCUGGCCACCAUACCUUCCGAAUACUCCUACUUUGACAGCCACCGCAUGUGUGCCUGGGCAGGCCCCACACACUGGAAAAUAAGACCAUUAUCAAAAAGUAAGUUGUGCCCUACUCGUGAGACCAAAAGUGACAAGAAAAGAAAAAAAGAGCUAAUAAAACUGACAUAUAGAGAUGAUGAAAAUAGCAUUAGUAAGUUGUUUGCUGUGGGUAGAAAGAUGACCAAGCUAUCCCAAACCACCCUCAAGAUGUGGACCAAGGAAAAGACCACCAUGCCUGUUGAUCUACAUUAUGAAGCCAGAAAUUUCUUCAAGUUGUUUGGACGUUCUUCUGUUGUAAUACAGAGACAAAGAAAAGCAGCUGCUGUGGAUGAAAGUAUUAAUGAAUAUAAUUAUGACAACCAGAAUGACCGAGAAAACUUCUGUGCUCAGGAUGACAAUGUCAGUUGCUAUGGUGACAGUUCCACACAAGGCUAUGAUAUGACAGAUAUCUUCAGUGAAACUGCUGUUGGCUCUCAACCCACAAAUGACUUGGAAAUCAAAGCUUCAGAUUUUCUUGGCAACUUGGUUGCAGCACCAGACAAGGUUGAAAAAGUCAACAUUGGUUAUGCUCGAACUGCAAAGAAAGUUGACAUAAAGAAGUUGAAAACAGCAAUAUGGGAUAUGCUAUCCGAUCCAUUGACUGAAAAGGAGAAUUGCAGACAAUCUGAGAACCAAGCUGAGAACAACAAAAAAGACAAGAUGGAUUCUAACUGUGACAUUGAGUUCUCAAAUAUGUACAAAGAUCUUCCUCAGAGAUUAUCUGCUUCGAUGUCUGGGAACAUUUCAGUGCCUCUUGUGUUCAUUGGUCUAUUACAUUUAGCUAAUGAACACAACUUAAAAUUAGUGGAUAAAGGUAACUUGACAAACUUCACAAUCAUGCAAGGAUGAACAAAUGUGGAUGGUGACUCUUAACUAUCUUGAUGUACCUGAUGUGGAUAUGUAUGCAAUAAUUUAAGAAUGGUCACUGCCAAUUUACUCAGAUGUUGGCACUGUACACCAUUGCUCUGCCUCACCACUGGUCUUCAUUCCACUCUCUAAUAGAAUUUAGAUAAUUAUAUUUGCAUUAUCAAAGACUAGAUAAUUUUUGUUUCACUUUUAGGAUAUCAAAUGAAAAUUCAAAACAACCAAUAUUUCUUUGAGGAAUGUCUUCUUGGAUAUGAACUUCUGCCAUCAAGCUUAUUUACUUGUUACAUAUUAUAACAGCAUUUCAGCCAUGCUAGUUGUAACUCAGUAUGACUUAGGGGUCCGAGUUGAUCCCAGCUAGGUGAAGCAUACAGCAACAGUUGUGAAGUGUCACCAUAAUACUGUACAUGUCUGUACAGUGUACAGUGUGUCUGCUGUAGUCCUUGAAUUGUUACUGUCACAGACCAGUACUUCAUUGGCCUGCACACCACUUUAAAUUUUGGUCAGUGCCUGCAUUGAGACAGUUCAGCUGUCCAUCUAUACACAGGGGUACGUGAGUCUUGUCAUAACAAAAGUGUAGUCAUACAUUGGUCAGGCAUCAAAAUUUUAGUCUUUACUUUAAUAGAAAUAUGCAAUUUUUGUCACUGUCCCUCCCAACUGUAUGGUUUUGUAUCCUAGAGAAAUAUGAAUGCAUUCUUUUGUGGACAUUCACAGCUGCAGGAUUUUAUAGCUUUUUGUUGUAUUAUUUAUUUAACAUGAAUAUUACUUUUAUUACCUUUGUGAUGACUUGCUGAACAGGAAUAGAUCUCAGCUAUGCAAAGGAACCAUGUUAGUUAAAUUCUUACUAGAAAUUAAUUUGAUCAUUAAACCAUUGUCAUAACUUCUGUAUAAGAUUUUUGUGCACUUGUUUUUCACUUAUACAAAGGAUCUUUUGAAACAAACAUAUUUUUUGUCUGUCUUGUGCUUGGAAGAAAUUUUGCCAAUUCAUGGUCAUAUGUUUUUGGCAUGGUAAAAAAUGUUGAGAACAGUUAUUAAGAACUAAAGAUAGUUUUUAGUGCAACUAUUUUUAUGUGGACCAUAAGUGUAUGUAUGCAAAUAUCACCAAAAUGUGUCCCAGAUAUGUUAACAAUAUGGUUUCAUGUGUUAGCACACCACAUGCAGGCGAUAUGUGUUCAUGAAGUAUUGAGAAGUUAUAUGCACUAAGAAUGUAUUAUGCUUUAAUUCAGAGUUCUUCAAUCUUUUAAAAGAAGUGUGGCACACUCGAAACAUUGUCGUUAAUUCUAAUGGCAAAUUCAAGUUAUUUCAAAUUCAAGCACUAAGAGUUGUCUGUUAUGGUGAUCUUUAAUGUUGCCUGCAUUCAACAUUGAAAACAUCUACUUGUACAGUAUUGACAGUGCUGGCAAGAGAGAGCUGCCUAGACUAAACUUCAUCUUUUUAAUUGAAAGGCUGAAGAUAAAGAAGGAUCCCAAGUUCCCAUUUUAGGUUACCCUUUGUGGCAUGCAGGGAAAAUAAGACAGUAUUCUUCCACCUUGGCUGUGAAAUGAGCAGUCAGGCCAUCCUCUCCCCCUCCCCCCUCCAUGUGCAGUGCUAUGAACCUGACUGAAGUGAAAGGUGAUGUGUUGAUGGAGUGCUUAAAUAAUUUUUUUUUUUUUUUAUUCUUUUCUUUUUUUUCUUCCAACUGGAACUAUAGAUUGCAACAAUAUAUUUAUCAGAGUAUAGUAAAAAUUAUAUAUUUCGACAUAAUCAUGUAAAUUUUAGCAAUAUGAGAACUCUAGUAGUA
Messenger RNA from Portunus trituberculatus (swimming crab), 4077 nucleotides. It is a transcript of the gene barr, whose product is annotated as condensin complex subunit 2-like. Gene Ontology annotation, molecular function: chromatin binding. Lineage: Eukaryota; Metazoa; Arthropoda; Malacostraca; Decapoda; Portunidae. The coding region runs from base 156 to 2282 and encodes 708 amino acids. The transcript has 14 exons. Gene Ontology annotation, cellular component: condensin complex. The record is from RefSeq and is a predicted model, not a curated record. Gene Ontology annotation, biological process: mitotic chromosome condensation.